This is a messenger RNA of Rhinichthys klamathensis goyatoka, 3139 nucleotides long. It is a transcript of the gene hgs, whose product is annotated as hepatocyte growth factor-regulated tyrosine kinase substrate. The coding region runs from base 71 to 2458 and encodes 795 amino acids. Lineage: Eukaryota; Metazoa; Chordata; Actinopteri; Cypriniformes; Leuciscidae. The record is from RefSeq and is a predicted model, not a curated record. Gene Ontology annotation, molecular function: ubiquitin binding; metal ion binding; phosphatidylinositol binding. The transcript is spliced from 22 exons.
CUUUGCUUAUUCACACAGGUGAACAACAGCUAAACAGACUCAGAGAUCGUCCAGAUAUCAGAGAUAAGACAUGGGCAAAGGCGGCGGAACAUUUGAGAGACUGUUGGAUAAGGCUACCAGCCAGCUGCUGCUGGAGACCGACUGGGAGUCCAUUCUGCAGAUAUGUGACCUCAUUCGGCAAGGCGAUACGCAGGCAAAAUAUGCAAUUGGUUCCAUCAAGAAAAAACUCAAUGACAAAAAUCCACAUGUAGCGCUCUAUGCUCUUGAGGUCCUGGAGUCAGUGGUGAAGAACUGUGGCCAGACCAUUCAUGAUGAAGUGGCCUGUAAGCAGACAAUGGAAGAGCUGAAGGAGCUGUUCAAGAAACAACCCGAACCGAACGUGAAGAACAAGAUCCUUUACCUGAUCCAGGCCUGGUCCCACGCCUUCCGCAACGAGCCCAAGUACAAAGUCGUCCAGGAUACCUAUCAGAUCAUGAAGGUGGAAGGUCAUGUCUUCCCAGAGUUCAAGGAGAGUGAUGCCAUGUUUGCAGCAGAGAGGGCCCCUGAUUGGGUGGAUGCAGAGGAGUGUCACAGAUGUAGGGUUCAGUUUGGUGUUAUGACCCGAAAGCACCACUGCAGGGCAUGUGGGCAGAUCUUCUGUGGGAAGUGCUCUUCGAAGUACUCUACCAUUCCCAAGUUUGGCAUUGAGAAGGAGGUGCGAGUGUGUGAGCCCUGCUUUGAGAUUCUCAACAACCACAGUCCUGAAGAAAAUGAGGGGCCCAAAAAAAAGAGUGAGCAACCAAGUGUAAACAGUGAGGAACAAAAGAAACAAACAUCAAGCCACCCGUCCCUCUCUCCCCCUCCUAGAAAAGCUGAAGGGAAGGCCGCCAGCGCUGGGCCGUCCGAGCUUCCCCCUGAGUACCUGACCAGCCCUCUGUCCCAGCAGUCUCAGGUAGUGCCCACCGAAGCAAUGCCUCCGAAAAGAGACGAGGCCGCGCUGCAGGAGGAAGAGGAGCUGCAGCUGGCCAUCGCACUGUCUCAGAGUGAAGCGGAGGAGAAGGAGAGGAUGAGACAGAAGAACCCUUACUCUGCCUACCCCAAAGCAGAUCCCACCCCUGUGACUUCCUCUGCCCCUCCUGUCAGCACCCUCUACUCCUCACCUGUGAACUCAUCGGCUCCGUCAGCCGAAGACGUGGAUCCAGAGCUGGCCCGUUACCUGAACAGAACUUACUGGGAGAAGAAACAGGAAGAGGUUCGCAAGAGUCCCACCCCCUCUGCUCCUGCUCCUGUUUCAUUGGCUGAGCCCGUGCCAAUCAGCCAACCAGUGGAAGUCCACGCUCCAGUCCAACCCAUCAACAUCGUGGAGCAGCAGUAUCAGAAUGGAGAAUCUGAGGAGAACCACGAGCAGUUCCUGAAGGCCUUGCAGAAUGCCGUCACCACUUUCCUUAACCGCAUGAAGAGCAACCACAUGCGUGGCCGCAGCAUCACCAAUGACAGCUCCGUGCUCUCUCUCUUCCAGUCCAUCAACAACAUGCACCCACAGCUGCUGGAAAUACUCAACCAGCUGGAUGAAAAAAGAAUGUACUAUGAGGGUCUUCAGGACAAGCUGGCGCAGGUGCGUGACGCGCGGGCGGCACUGAACGCUCUGAGAGAGGAGCACCGGGAGAAGCUGCGACGGUCUGCCGAGGAGGCUGAGAGACAGAGACAAAUCCAGCUUGCCCAGAAACUGGAGAUCAUGAGGCAGAAGAAACAGGAGUAUCUGGAGAUGCAAAGGCAGCUGGCGAUUCAGCGCCUGCAGGAGCAGGAGAAGGAGAGACAGAUGCGCCUGGAGCAGCAGAAACACACCAUUCAGAUGAGAGCGCAGAUGCCUGCCUUCUCUCUGCCUUACUCACAGAUGCAGUCGCUGCCUCCUAACGUGGCCGGAGGGGUGGUUUAUCCCCCCGCUGGGCCUCCCAGUUAUCCAGGCACGUUCAGUCCUGCUGGUUCAGUGGAGGGGUCGCCCAUGCAUGGAGUCUACAUGAACCAGCCCGGACAGACGGCCGGUGGUGGCCCGUACCAGGCCAUGCCUGCAGAUCCCAACAUGGCUUACAUGUAUCAGCCUGCAGGCACCAGCGGGCAGCCAGUCGCCCCUGGACAAGCCCCUCCCACAACCACCCCUGCCUACACUAACUACCAGCCCACACCCACGCAGGGCUACCAGAACGUGGUGUCCCAAGCUCAGAGUUUGCCCCCUAUGUCCCAGGCUCCCCCCACCAAUGGUAUUGCCUACAUGGGCUACCAGCCAUACAACAUGCAGAAUAUGAUGAGCGCUCUUCCAGGACAAGACCCCAACAUGCCUCCCCAACAGCCCUACAUGCCUGGGCAGCAGCCUAUGUACCAGCAGAUGGCUCCCCCUGGUGGUCCGCAGCAGCAAUCCCAACAGCAGCACCCGCAGGCUCCUCCGGGCAGUGCUGAGGCUCAGCUCAUUUCAUUCGACUGAUCGCUCAUCAUAUGCCUUCACCCGCCAAGUCCAGCACACUACAUCCAACCCUGCCGGUUCUGGGGUCAUUAUCCUCCACCUGCUCUCGCUCCACAAGUGUUGAAGGUGUACAAACACAGUAAAAGCAUCUGGCCGUCUGAGUCCCUCUCCCUUCCCUGUCUCUUUAAACGAAGGAGGAGAGGCUACAGAUGGAGCUGGUGGGGAACAGCUGGAUGAAUCUCACAAAACCCAAUGUCUGGGUCACUUUUUACCCCCAAAACAAAAGAACCCACCCCAUAAAGGAAACCAAGCCCUUUUUAGAUCUUUUUGGGGUAUUGUGACAUUAGUUACAACAAUUAAACUCGUCUUCUCACCCCAUUCUUAUUGUUGUAAUGCACAAAAUUGGUGUAUUAUUUCAACUGUAAAGUAGUUAUACACAAUGGUAAUAUUUGUUAUUCUGCCUUUUAUACUGAUUUCAGUUUUUAAAACGAACUGUAACAUUAAUAAGACUCACUAUUGACAAUUAUGGGAAUUACAUAAACUCAUCUUGACACAUUGGUAAGAAUUUGGGUGGAAAUGUAUUUAAUUGUCAUGAAAAUAAUGCAUAAAAUUCUUAAUGGUCCUAAAUAAAUAAAAAAAUCGCUUAUUUAUUGUUUAUGGAAGCCCAUUUCCACCACAUGAGAUGCUCAUGCUUUGGAAAAA